This is a messenger RNA of Protopterus annectens (West African lungfish), 2719 nucleotides long. RefSeq names its product nucleoporin 43 (gene NUP43). The transcript is spliced from 8 exons. The record is from RefSeq and is a predicted model, not a curated record. Gene Ontology annotation, molecular function: protein binding. NCBI's taxonomy places the organism in Eukaryota, Metazoa, Chordata, Ceratodontiformes, Protopteridae. The coding region runs from base 132 to 1256 and encodes 374 amino acids. Gene Ontology annotation, cellular component: nuclear pore outer ring.
GAAUCACCACGACUUUGAUGGAAUGACGUAAGAGUACCAGGAAGAGGCGGGAGAUCUAGUUGCUCAAACUGCAUAGAGGGAAAGCUGCGGUAGUAGUUCACAGUUUCAUUUGACUUUUUUGUAUAUCAACUAUGGAUAACUUGUGUGGCAAGUUUGUUUCUUUGAAGAUAAGCAAAACUCGUUGGAGACCGAUUUCUUCUUCAGCGCUUCAACAACCCGAAGUGUUUGCUACUGGGUCCUGGGACAAUGAAGAGAACAAGAUUUCAGUUUGGUGUUUUGGAGACUUUGCAGCAUCAGGAAUGGAAGAGGUUUAUGAAGUGGAACCCCAAUUGCUGUGUGAAAUGAAGCACAAUGGUGACGUUCUGGAUUUACAGUUUCUAGAUGUAGAGCGAAUGGUCACUGCUUCUUCCACAGGAUCUGUAACUGUGUACCGCCACCAUCAAAACAACCAGACUUUGUCCAUCAGCCAAAGAUGGGAACGAGCACAUUAUCAUUCCUGUGACUCUGCACCCUGCACUGGUAUUGUGUGCAACAGCCCAGAAAUCGUUACUGUUGGAGAGGAUGGUAGAAUUAAUUUUUUUCGAGUUGACCAUAAGGAGGUUAUACGUACCCUAGAUAAUGCAGACAGCAGUACACUUCAUGCUGUGACCUUUCUUCGAACCACAGAGAUACUAACAGUCAAUUCAAAUGGACAGCUGAAAAUAUGGGACUCUAGACAGCAAGGAAAUGAACCUUCUCAAAUAUUUUCUGUGACAGGUGAUAGAGUACCAUUGUACUGUGUUGAUAAGCACCCCAACCAGCAGCAUAUUGUAGCUACCGGUGGCCAAGAUGGGAUGUUGUGCAUAUGGGAUGUAAGGAAUCGCAAAAUGCCUGUCUCGCUGCUGAAUGCUCAUGAAGCUGAAAUGUGGGAGGUCCAUUUCCACCCGUCAAACCCUGACCAUUUGUUCAGUUGUUCAGAAGAUGGAACACUCUGGCACUGGGAUGCCUCUGUGAGUACAGCUGAAAUACCAACUUUCCUUCACCAAGGGGGAAGAAAUACUACACUUCUUUCACGUACAACAUUUGGUCAGACUAGUGUGAACCAAUCAGUAUCAAGUGCAUGGCUAACAAUGGAUACCAGCAAAGGCCGUCUGGAAAUCACCAACUUACUUCCAAGUUACACCAUGUCUGUCAACAGCUUAGAUGUUUUGGAGCAGUGCUUAGUUUGUGGAACUGAUGGAGAAGCUAUUUAUGUCACAAAAAAAAUGCCUGUUUGAGAACAUAUUGCAACAUUACAGCUGGUACUUGUAGUGCUCAAAACUGAUUAUCAUGCUCGUUGGUGAACUUUUAUUUUACUUGCAACAUCUCUCAGCUUUAAGUAUUGAAAUGUUAGUAUUGUACAAAAUGGAGAUCAUAUUGCUGUUUUGCACAGCACUGGACAGUUGUACAGUAAUUGGGUUAUAUUUUUACAUACAAUUAAAAAAAAUGAACAAAAUUUCUCUUCAUACAGUUCAAAGCUAACAAAAUAAAAUGUUUUAGUUAAUAUUAAAUUUUGUAAACUAUUGGCACACUUGUACUUUUAAUAAUUUGCUAUGCAUUUCACAUUUCAUUUGAAUUGCUUUUAACCAGACUUUUGCUCAGAGAGGUUAUUGUGCUGUCAGUUGUAUUAAGAACAUUGCUGCAAAAGUUUUCACAAUUUGAAUGGAACUUGUAUAGAGGUGUUGACAUCAGCCCCCCUGUGUACAGAGGUGUUGACAUCAGCCCCCUUGUUCUUAUUUUUUUAGCAUCUGGACCUCCUUGGAUAUGUAGAGCUGCACUCUUUUGCCAUGGUUGUUAGGGGAAGCCCAGGUAGGAAGAGAGAGCAGCUAUGGAACAUACUUGUUUCUUUUUGAGCCAGAAAUUAACGGUUUCUUAAGUUCUUGACUAGUUACUUGUAGGACACUGUCAUUUGGAUUGAUUUUUUUUCAGCUGUAUAUUUUUAAUUCACACUUUUUUCUGUGAAUGUAUUAUUUAUGUAAAUAAAUGUCUUCCAAAGAUAUUACCAGCAAGUGCUGUAACAGGUGUCAGACCCCCUCCCCCCAAAUGGAUUUCCAUUUGAAAUUUUAUUCUUUCUGUGGAAAGAUCAAGAGUUUCUGGUAAUUGUGAACAGUGUGCUACCUUUGGUAAGAUUUCAGCUAGGAGAACAAAAAAAAAACAUCAGAUCCUCGGAACACAGAGGUUGGUUGUCUUAAUUAUUUAUCAAUAAUGAUAAUUAAGGGCACGAAGAUGAGUCAUUUCAAAAUAUGAGAAGGACUGUCAUCCUACUGUUGCUGGGUUCCAAGGUAUCCAUUCCAGGACUUAUGACCUUAUCUGUUAGCUUAUGGGAAUUCUCUAGUAAUCUACUACUAUUGUGCUGGUAUAUUUUCAGCUUUUACUGUAGAGGCUUCAGGGGGCUGGAUGUUAGUGGAACAGUCCUACACAGACUAUUUUAUUAGGAAUCUGCAAUACCUUGGAUAUUGAUUUUUACUCUUGUUCUCAAUUAGAUUUUCUUCUCAGGAGUAUUUCCAAGGCUGUGUCAAGCAUUACAGUAUUUAGCAGUUCAUAAGCCUUCUGGCCCUUGAGUUUCUACAGGUAAAGAGCUCAUCCCCUGCCUUUCAGUUCUGAGAAUGUUAAGAUUAACUGUUUGGUCUGUUAUCUAAUUAGUUCCCCUGUGUGUUUGGUUACAUUUGCAAGAUGAGAAUAAACUAUAUUCUGUUACCCA